AUAUAAUGAAAUAAAACGCUUUGAAACGCUGUUAUCUUAUUUACACAAAACGGCUGCGAAAAUUACUUUGUAUCGUUAUUCCAUCUCAAAUCGCGAUCGCGAUUAAAAAUAUUAUUUUUAACACAAUAAAAAAAAUAUAUUUCUAACAAAUAAUUACCAAUUGAUAAUUCGCGCAAUUAAUUGCGUUACGCAAUGACUCAAAUAUUUCAUUCGUACUGCUGUAAAUUUUUAAUGUAAUUCCGUGUAAUUGCCAUUAUUCAACAAAAUUCGUGUAGAUUAAUAUCGAUUAGUGCCGUUGAAAAUAUCACGCAUAUUUUGUAAGUAUCGGAGAAGCAGUCAUGAAUGAAUUACGAAAAGGAAAAGGAAGCCCGGAGAACAUCAGUUUUCAGCGAAACAACUUUUUGUGAGAUGAUUCAGAUUAUCACGUUACGUUUUUCAAGGAGAUUCUAAAAACAAUACAGUGAUGCAAUCAGCCUGUGACGACAUCGUGCGACACAGUUUUGUUCGGCCGCUUUGUUUAUGCCAUCGUAUUGCGCAAUGAUUUGCAAUCGUAUGAAAUCAUUUGAAGAAAGAAUAAAUUGUUGAAUUCUGCAUGUGAACGCGAGUGAAAAAUAUUGAAUAGUGAAGAACGAUAACAGUAGUACGUUUAUUAAUGAAUAUUCAUUAAAAUCGCGGUUUGUGAUUUUUAUAACCUCUAUCUUGGAUUGGCAUCAUAUCUUAACCUACAUCAGUCGAGAAACAGUUCACGAGUGAGUUCAAAGGAUUGAAUGGAUUGAAGCAAUGAAACAGACAACGAAGCAGUAAUAACAGGAUAUCGAUCGCUCAUUUUAUCGCUCGUUUCGAUUUUGAAAAAUCAUACAAUUGUACGUGUGAUAACAUGCGGCAUAAAGGGCGAGAGAAGUUUGAGUUAGCUGUAUUUAUACAGUAAAAGUCGCAACGACGAUGCGCCACGACGUUUUCUCAAGAGGCAAAGAAAAUACGUAACGUUGUAAAAGGCCACGUUUAUCCACCUUCAUCGUGCUUCUUCUGCCUGCUUACGAGAGCUCGCCACUCGUGAUAUAUGACUCGGCGAACCCGGACGUAUUUUCUAGUGGCCUGAAAACUCAGCAGACACAAAAAUCUAUGGUCUAUGUUAAUAAAUGUAAUUAUUAAUAAAAGUGUGGUCUCAUAAUCAACAUUUCAAGAAAAUGUUUUCGGAUGACAUUAUUUAUGUGCUGUUUCGAAAAACCGAUACUGGAACCAGUUUCGACGUGUGGCACACCGAAGCUUGUCGCUUGGCGCUCGUAAGAAUUAUUUCGAGGUUUAGCCCUCCUAAUUUAAUAGCAACGAACAAGAAGAAUAUUUCGGCAGAACGAACGACGGGAAUCGUCGGCGUGAGCUGGAUAAAGAACAUUGAAAAGAGUCCACCCUCUAGUCUCCUUGCCUUAGCAAUGACGAAAGACGUGGAUGGACGAGCAGCGCUCGACGUUCGGAUGAAUUUCGGAUAGAACCACGUAAUCAAUUACAUGGAUACUUCUUCUAUGAGCGAUUUACAGCUUUAUGAUGUGACACGAGAACAGAAAUGACAAAUACGUCGAGCGUGGUGCUGAUAAUUGCCGCGAAAAUGCACGUCUCUAAAGUGCCAUCCACGCUGCCAUCUUAAAUCAGCUGUCAAGCAGACGAUACGCAGAAUUUAGUGUAUCAUUUAGUCUCUGUGGGGACAUGGAAAUAUCUGAAGACGAUAUACGAAUAAGAAAUCAACCUACAGACUUGUAUGAUAAACUCUCAGUGUAUGAUAAACAGAAGAGCGAUGAAACGGACCUUAACGAAGUCGAGAUAAUUACAGCAGCGCAGCGUUUUUGUACUAUCGAAAUUAAAGAGAGUACAAAUUAUCACACAAUCGGUGAGAAAGCGAUUGAUAAAGAUCAGCACGAGACUAAGGAAUCAAGCAUCUCAGAUUCUACUUUAGAGAACAUAGACCAUACCGAAAGCAGUGCCAUUAGUAACGCAUUAACGGAUCCGCUUUACUUGGACACCUUGGAUUCUGAUUCCAUAAAUAUCGAAUUCCAGAAACAGCCGAGCACAACAGAAGUGUUUAUUCGAAACGAUGACCAGAUCCAAUCGACCAAUUACAAUAUAUCUACAGUAACAAUACCGAACGAAUUCUUGGAUGGGCUUAAUAUUAAUAUAAAGAAGGAGGAUGACGAAGGUAGCGGUACGCUGUACACUGCGGAGUGGUUAUGCGACAGCAAUAACGACACCAGUAUACAAUUGAGAGUCUUGAAGGAUUCUAAGCAAAAUAUACAAAUUCCUGUGGAUGUGGACGCCGACGUAAUUGCGAUUACGAAACGUAGAGGUCAAUUAACGGACGGAAAGGAUACUGCGGAGCAAGAGAAAACUAAAGUAUCCAGAAGGACGAAGAAACACGUAAGAUUAAAGUCCACCGUGUGUCAGGACUACAGAGAGCGAUUGAGAAAAAAGGCUGAAUGUAUGAGAGAGAAACGGAAGAAGUUGUAUGAGCAAGAGAGCGAGGAGCAACGUCUGCAAAGGCUGGCGAAGGAAGCGGCGAAGAGACGUGAGAUGAGAAUGUAUUACGAGACACCGGAGCAACGAAGGAAAAGGUUGGACGCUGAAGCAGCGCGAAAGAGAGAAUACAGAAUGUAUAACGAGACGCCGGAAGACAAGAGAAAGAGAUUGGAUCGUGAGGCCGAGAGAAGAAGAGUGAAGAGGCUUUCGUUGUACGCGAGCGAAACGCCGGAACAGAGAAGAGAAAGGCUGAACAAAGAAUCAGCGAAGAGGCGAGAAGCUCGACUGAAUCAAUAUGCUAAAGAGACGGAGGAGGAAAGGAAGGAGAGAUUGCGAAGGGACGCCCUGAGAGCCAGGGAGAUGAGAUUCACGAGAUCCGCCAUCGAGACGGAGGAAGAGCGUAGGCAAAGGUUAGUAAAAGACGCCCUUAGGAAGAGGGAGGUAAGGAUGCAUGGGGGCCAUUCAGUGAACAAUAAUUUCACAGAACUCCGAACUGUUCGCAAUUUUCAAGAACUGAACGAUGUGCAGAUAAGAGACAAUCCGGAAACUCAAUUGGAUGGCCAUUACUUGAGCAACUGGAUGAUGUGGUUUCAGAACACAUUGACACAACCGGUUCACAGUGGGGAACAGAUCACACAGCCACAGCAUAAUAGAUAACUUGUGUUUUCUGCUAUAAACGUACUUCCAGGACUUUUGUAUAUGGACGAUAAUACCAUCGAUAAUAGCGACCAACCUGAAUGUGCUUUAUUAUGCUUCCUAUACAAUUUCCGGAGCGACAAAACCGUAAUAGCAGAAUUACAUUCUACCGAUGUAUUAUUAAUAUCAUAUACGAAACUUACAAUAUAUAGCAAUAGGAAUUUAAAUUCGUUUAGGAAAACUAUUUUAUAAUAUUUAUAUAAACGCCAAGCACAAGUACAGUCUUUUGAUAUUAAGAACUGUGUAACUUAUCGAGUACAUUAAAAUAUUGACAGCAGAUAAACAAUUUAAGGAGAAAGAAAAUCGAUCAUUUUUCAGUGUUUACGUAAUAUUUAAUCACGUGAUGAUUAUUUGAAUACCUAAAGCUGUUCUGGUCGUAAAAGAUAUGGGAUACAUUAAUAAAGUAACACGGCGUUACUCUUUGGUAAGUUUAAGUGCGAAAAUAAACUUUGCUUGUACAUUGAUUCGAUGAGAGAAUGGGAGUUGUAUAUCGGAAGAACAAGAGAAGCAAUUCUUGCCAGUGCCUUUUAUUCAAUGUUCAACAAAAUAAGCGCUCAGACUGAACUCGUUGAUAUAUAUGGCACUUGAACAUGAGUGAAUGAUUCUGGUGAAAGUUUGUCUGUCUCUUGUGCAUUUGUACAGUUAUUAUGUACUUUUUUCUCUACAGUUCCUUUGUAAUAAAUAAAAUAAUAAAUUGUGUUACUAUAACAUA
This is a messenger RNA of Linepithema humile (Argentine ant), 3913 nucleotides long. RefSeq names its product inner centromere protein-like. NCBI's taxonomy places the organism in Eukaryota, Metazoa, Arthropoda, Insecta, Hymenoptera, Formicidae. The record is from RefSeq and is a predicted model, not a curated record.